Perkinsus marinus ATCC 50983 is the source of this 5810-nucleotide messenger RNA. Its product is annotated as gag/pol/env polyprotein, putative. The record is from RefSeq and is a predicted model, not a curated record. The transcript has 4 exons. Gene Ontology annotation, molecular function: zinc ion binding; nucleic acid binding. The coding region runs from base 1 to 5481 and encodes 1826 amino acids. Gene Ontology annotation, biological process: DNA integration. Lineage: Eukaryota; Perkinsozoa; Perkinsida; Perkinsidae.
AUGGCUCCUACCGUUGCGUUACAUAGCAAGGAUAUGACAUUGGGGGCUGUGAGCCGAGAAGUCAUCAACACUGCCAAGGACGCCAUUACUGAUGCAGCGUUGGCUAUCUAUGAUCAGCCUGGUGCGCGAGCUGCUCAAGACGCUCUUCGAUCUGCCCUCCUAGCCCUUCCAACCAUCAAACCUGAUGAGGACAUCCCCGUUGAUGAGACUGAUAAGACUCGCAUAGAGUCUCCUGAAUUCAGUACAUCACUGCAUGGCCAUCUGACGGGAGAGUUGAGGUCUAUGUUGAACGACGAGCUGAUCGAAGAACCUCUUUGGCUCACACCUGUAUGUUCGUGGCUGUCUCGCGCUUUCUUGGACGGUUUGGCUACAUCGUAUCGAGGAGCGGCAAAGCUGAAUCUGACUAACGUCCCGGCCAGGAGCGCCAUCAAGGGAGAGUUGUCAGUAGCUUUGACUGAAACCAGGAGUGCUAUUAAUCCCACAGCCGCCAUUGGUGCCUCUGUCGGUGUUGGUAACACUCAGGUCACUCAGUCAGCCCUCCACAACCAGUCGAACAUGGAUCUCUCUGGCUCUCCAACACCUGGUUCGGUGCUCGGUCAAGUGUCCACACCAACCCCAUCAAAGUGGAACCAAACCGUUAAGGACGUCCAUCUACUGGCGGGUCGCGAGCCUGCCAAGGAUUUCAAGUUCGCCGGUAACGCACCACAUGGUCGUUAUGUGGAGUGGCGUUCUACUAUGCUGGAUAUCGUGUCAUCUCACCCAUCACCCCAUGUGAGAGGUGCCGCUAUUCUCCACUUCGCAGUGGGCCACUGCGACACUAUCCUUCAAGCCCUCGACGACGAAUUCCUCACCGUCGCCGAAAAGUGUGCCCUACAGAAUCGUUGGGUAUCUACUCAGCAGUCACCUAAUCAGUCACCGUAUGACUAUAUCAAGGAGUUCGAGCAUGUACUCCAUCUGAGGGAGAUGACUUACCCCGGGGAAGGUAAGGUAUCUACGAUCGAUAAGAUUGCUCUCCUUCAACGCGGCUUCACUUGUCCCAAGUGCAAGCUGGCAUUAGCGAUGACCAACCCAAGCGGCAUACUCGACUACGAGAAGUUCAAAGCAACAUUCAAGUCAUUCUACUCUAACGCUGAGCAACAAGGCUUGUUCACAACCACUACUGCCAUUACCACUACCCAAGCGACUUAUCCACCGACUACCGCUACCACCACUAACUCCGGUGGCAAGCCUCGUCAGUCUGCCAAGUCACUCGUCCUGGACACUGACCUUUGCUAUGCUAAGGUUCAUACCGCCAUCUCUGGUACCCUCGGUAUCCCUCAGAAUGGUUGUCUGCGAUGCUCUGGUGUGGGACAUUUUGCCCGAGACUGCACUGCUCCAGUGGAGAGUAUACACCGUCGAACCGAGAGAUGUGGAGCCUGUGGUGAUAUCAAGGCCUCUAACAGCCAACAUCACUGUCGCAUUUCUCCCAAGCGAGUUAUAUGCUCUCGUUGUCGUCGCAAAGGGCAUGUAGCUGGUGUGUGUCGAGCCCCUGCUCCCAACACCAACACUGGUAGUAUUCAACAGUCAGCAGUAGCAGCUUCAUCGGCCUCAUCCCAAGAGCCAGAUCCUUUAUCCAAGUUCAUCAGCAAAUUCCCUACUGCCUCUGCUCGCAGCGCCAUUAUAACGGCCAAGGCAGCAGCGGCGUUCGAGGACCAGACCAACGUCAGAGGUGGUACUCAGCCACAUGUGCGUCUGAAGCUGGGAGGUGACUAUGAGCGUGUUUGCCACGCAGAGUCUCUGGUGGACUCUGGAGCCAAUGUCUCCCUCAUGAGCAGAGGACUCCUAGGCUACCUUCUGGAGUCUAAAGUGCUAGACCCCAGUGAUGUCACCACCCUCAACAACGACAUUGCCGUUGGUGUGGCUGACGGAAACUCACUCCGUGGUACUCAUGUGGCCAAGGUUGCUUUCGCUAGCGGCAAAUGCACCGGCCAUCUAAAGUUCCUGGUCUGUGAUGGCGCUGAUCCGGACAUCCUCAUUGGGACGAAUAUGUUCCCUACUCUUGGUUUGGCUCUAUCGUCACGGUCGGGCGCGGAUGUUUCCAGCAUCGAGUCUAUCAAUCAACCAUCUGCUACUCGUUUGGCCGCUCACCGCGUUGCGGUGGAUACCCUACCUAUCUGCCCCCUCGCCGAGGUGGUAGAGGAUGAUCGGUCACCCGGGAGCCAGCGUGUAAGAUGCCGUUGCGAACCACUAGAGUGUGCUCCUGUCUAUCCCUAUCGCGAGAAGCUGCGUCGCAAGUCUGAUGUCGACCAGCGCAUCGAGCAUCAUCGAUUGCUCACCAUGGAGCGAGAAGGCAAGGUCAAUCGGACUGGUUCUGGUGACGCCAACCCCCGAAGGUAUCCGGAUCCCGCAGUUGAUUCUCGCUAUAGAAUCACCCUGGAUUGUCGCGUGAUCAACCGGCUUGUCCUGACCCAUGACUCUAAUGGUCGUUUCCUUUUUGUCCCUGGUGCCUCAGUGGUGAGUGAGUCUGCCAGUAAAGCAGCCUACCGUCAGUCUGAGCCUAGUGCUCUGUCAAAGAUUGGCAGCAUCCCGUAUGCAUACUCCGUAUAUGCAAAGGUUGACGUCACUGAUGCGUACUCAUCUAUACUUCUCCCUCCGAGGCUCUCUGCUUUGUUCGGAUUGGUCACUCGAGACCCCUCCGGCAAUUCGACGUGGUGGAAGAUGCGAGUACUACCACAAGGGUGGAUAUGGAGCAGUGUGUUGUUCAACUCCUCCAUUCAAAUCCCUAUUGACCGAAUCAACGACCGUUUGGAGAAGGAGUGCAUAAAAGCUAUUGUCAGGCACAAUAAAGACGACGUUAUCGUGGCCGCACUUGACACCAACAGCUGCCACGCCGCGGUAUCUGUGGCUCGUGAAGAGUUGGAAACCCUCCACUUCCUGGUCAACGAGGCCAAGUCCAUUCCGCCAUCAUCAUCGGUCAACUUCUGUGGUCUGCGUUUGACGAAUGGGUGUUGCUCCAUGGAGCCCACUCGCUUCGAGUUCACUGACACGACGGCAUCUAUGGCGUGGUCCGAGUUCAAGAAGCCUACCCUCAAACCUGCUGACCGUGGCGACCCUCGACCUGCGAGAUUAGCCUGGCUCCGUAAGUGGUUUGGAGUGUUCAACUACUUCAGAGGAUUUCUAGGACCUGAGGCCAUGUCAGCCCUUUUUGUCAUACAGAAGGCACAGUCCAUUUUCCAGAAGGAAAAUGGGGAAGCUCCCGACGACCUCUAUGAUCGACUCAAGGAGAGCUUCUACACACUUGUCGCCUUCUAUCUCUCUGGACUCCCGGGACUCCUCGCCACAUCGUUGGGUGAUCGCCUGCUUGGCACGGUUCUGCUCACUGAUAGCAACACCGCCUCUUGGUCCGCUGUAGUCCUCAUCGCGGUAACCCUUGACGACCCCAACAGCAAGCUGGCCCAUUCUGCCUCUCUACCUGUUGACUUCCCAACCACUGAUGUGCUGUUCGAUACUCCUCAGCCCCAACCGUUCGCCCUUCUUCCUGCGAAGCUCACUGGUGGAUGCUGGGAUGCUACUCAGCAGCGUAUGAGUUCGACAUGGCGUGAAAGAGUUGCUGCUAUCGAAGCCGUGGUUGACUGCGUUCAUGAACUACAAGGUCCAACCACACUUCUCAUCGACAACAUCAACGGAUGCCGUUCGUGGAACAAUAUUGCCGACACCUUCUCCGGUGCCAUCUUAACCAAAUGGGAAGUCUACACUCGCUAUGUGACGAAGACCGUCUGGAUUCCGAGGACUGGUGAGUCCUCAACUACAGGCCCAUCCUCACCCGCCCGCCGCAAUCUUCUGGACAUCGUUCUCGACCCUCGAGCCAUCACCGAUAUCGGCGACCUAUGCCGCAAUACCGUAGAUGAUGCUGCCUCACUACAGGGAGAGAUGAAGGAGGAUGAAGGUGCCAAAGCCAAGAUGGUUGAGGUCGGCUCUACUACUACCAAGGCUACGGGCGAAGGAGGCUCAUCUGAUACCAAUGUCGAGUCUGUUGAGGAGGACGACGAUGAGGAAGCGAAAAUACGACGUAUUGCUGACAUGAUGAUCAAUGGUAACUGCAAGGAAAUGGUGAAGGCUCUUCAAGCUGCCGAGUCGUGGAUCACGUCUUCUUAUACUCAAAAUGGUCACGGUCUCUAUGUGACUGGCGACUCCAAGGUUGUUCUACCUGAGAGUAUCGUGGAGGAGGUUAUUCUUUUCCACCAUGCUACCAUCGGUCACGCUGGGUCUGAAGCCAUCAUACACAUGGUGGGACUUUCCUUCUAUCAUCCUCGUCUGAGACCGAUCACACUGAGUAUCCUUCGAAGAUGCAGCUGUGCUCAUUGUACCUCUAGACGAACCACUAAGAGCGCUGGUGGCAAGAUGACUCCAGCCAGGCACGUUUUGGACUGCGUCUACCUCGACCUCGUGGGGCCCUUAGAACCCAGCAAUCACCCAAUAUAUAAGAAGGCUUGCAGGUUCAUCUUGAGUGCCUUGGACAGCAGUAGCGGUUUCCUCUGGCUAUGGGCUCUACCAUCUUCAACAACUUCUACAGUCACCGCUGUUCUCGAGCGCGACCUUGUGGAUCGGUAUGGAUCCCCGCUAAGCUAUUAUACCGACAAUGGUCCGCAGUUUACCAGCCGUUGCUUCAGGCUGUGGGCCUGUCGUACUGGAAGUCUGGUCCGAUAUGCUCCCAGAUACAGCCCAUGGCGAAACUCUCGACUGGAACGACAACAGGCAGAGGUCAAGCGCUGCCUUAGAGCAUUAACCGGUAAUGCUCCCACUAAUUGGUCUGCAUUUCUCAGUAAGGCUGAGAAGCGAUGUAAUCGUCGGGUUGUUGAUCUCUCACACGGUUCGGCUACUCCCUUCUUCCUAUUCUUCGGAUGGGAUGAUGUGGGACCUCUUGCACGAGAACUCCAACCUCAAGGAGAGCAGCUCUCUGAUGACAUUAUCAAGGAGGCCAUCCGAGUCCAUGAGGCCCGUCGACGUGCUGUGGAUAGUCUCCUACACUUCCACGACUCUAACCCUCCUGAUGCGGUCGGUUCCCGUCGAGGCUGUCAGUUUCGCCCAGGAGAUCUAGUGAUGAAGUACUUCCCAGCUGGCACACCAUUGCAGCCUAAGUGGAUUGGUCCUUACUCUAUCCAAGCGGUUCUAGGUCGUGGUACUGUGAUUUUGGGUGAUGGCAGUACUGAAGAUACUCACAAUCUGCGUCGUUAUUACGGCAGCAGUCGAGUCGUCGAGGAUGAUGUAUUUAGGAUUGAUGAGUCGACCGUUCCUACCCUUACCACCAAUCAGUUGAUGGAGUCUGCUGGCAUCCAACUUCCAACGGGACAACUCCAAGGUCAACCUUUGUCUAUCGCCCAUGCAGUGGGUGAUCUAACUACUGUCGAAGUCAUCGGUUGCCAGUCCCUUGACGAAUCUGUCGUCAUGUUCAAUCCCUCUACGAGUAUCGCUACGGUGAUCAAGUUGGAAGGAAAUAUAUGAGACGAUAUUUGUGUAUUUAUAUAUGUGCAAUUUCUAGGAAGGGCGGGGUAUGAGAUUCGUAAGCUUCUCACUCUCAGUAUCUUUGUAUAUCGCCCGCCUUAAUGUGUAACCGUGAAACCGUUAGAUUCCCCAUUACCCCACGGUUGCCAUUCUUUGUGGUAUUAUAUCUGCUAUUGGAUAUACUCUGCUGGUCUCUGGCCAACCUCUAUCUGUACUCUUCUAAUAUGGCUCCUACCGUUGCGUUACAUAGCAAGGAUAUGACAAUAUACUUGCUAUGGUGAGCACACUUUCUCACAGUCCUGUAACGGUGCCAUAAGAAAGCUCGCCAG